This is a messenger RNA of Acaromyces ingoldii, 1225 nucleotides long. RefSeq names its product Glyoxalase/Bleomycin resistance protein/Dihydroxybiphenyl dioxygenase. The coding region runs from base 83 to 1099 and encodes 338 amino acids. Gene Ontology annotation, cellular component: mitochondrion. The record is from RefSeq and is a predicted model, not a curated record. Gene Ontology annotation, molecular function: methylmalonyl-CoA epimerase activity. The transcript is spliced from 4 exons. Gene Ontology annotation, biological process: L-methylmalonyl-CoA metabolic process. Lineage: Eukaryota; Fungi; Basidiomycota; Exobasidiomycetes; Exobasidiales; Cryptobasidiaceae.
GCGAGAACUGCACACAGCAGCUGCAUUUCGUAUAUAAAGCUGUGGGCUGCUUCGUGCAAGACAAGAAACCUCGUAAUCCACAAUGAUAGACGACAGACGAGUGCACCUGGUGCGCAUAGCUCACAUUCAUUAUCGUCACCAUGAUCUUGCCAAAGCGACGCAGUUCCUGGAGGACUUUGGCAUGACGCAGGUCAGCACCGUAGACAAUCGACGCUAUUUCCGAGGCUACGGCGAGCUGCCCUUCAUCUACGUCGCCGAGCAAACAGAGACGGAGCGGGCCGAAUUUGUGCGGGUGGCGUUCGAGGCCAAAGACGAAAGCAGCUUAAAGCGUGCAUCGGAACUGCCGGGUGCGACGCCGAUCAUGGAGCUACAAAGCCCAGGCGGAGGACGAGGAACCUCGUUGCGUGAUCCAAGUGGCAUCCAAAUUGAUGUCAUCUUGGGUCAGCAAUACGUCCCUGUCGAGCUGCCUAGAAAGCGCACCCAGGCCUUCAAUCGUGGUGGCCCAUCUGCAGAGGAAAAGCCAAGAGCUGCGGGCAACUUUCAGCGCUUCAACAGGGAAGAGGUGGUGCGCGUGCACAAAUUGGGACAUUUCGUCCUUCAAGUUGCAGACUAUGCGAGCUCGCGAAAGUUCUAUACCGAAACACUUAAUUUCGCUCCAAGUGACAUCCUCCAGAUUGGUGAGAUGGAAGCCGGCGCUUUCCUGCACCUAGAUCUGGGCACGCGAUCUACAGACCAUCACACACUGUUCCUCCAAGCUCUACCCCCUGGCGCACAUGGGCCAUGCAUUCACCACUCUGCGUACGAGGUGUACGACAUUGACCAAGAGUUCCUAGCGCAUCAGCAACUUCAGUCCAAAGGCUACGAGCUGGCGUGGGGGAUCGGCCGCCAUAUUCUUGGUAGCCAAUUGUUCGACUACUGGCACCAAACGUCCGAUAAUUUCAAUCUCGAGCACUACGCAGACGGUGAUCUAGUCAAUGCCGCGACGCCUGUUGGAAGACAUCAGAUCACGCCAGGCGCACCGGUCGAGCAAGAGCUGUCGGUCUGGGGACCCGCCUUUGGAAAGAGUUUCCUGUCAAGUGGGGAAAUAUCCUUGCAGUAGUAGGAUGCCGAACGGUCUUCUUGGUCUUGGUGGAAGUGAAGCUCUGUGUUUGUGUAUCUCCGUUAUCGUGAAAGACACUGUUAGCGAAGUGUCUUUGAAGAAUAAUAUUCGGAUUUGCUGAUGAGC